CCAGUCCUCUCUGAAACCCACACUGCAGGUGUUGUCCCGACGAAGUCUGUUAGUAUAGAGUUGGUUGAGCCAGCGCUCGCUUUAAUUCUUUAAUCGCCAGAGUACAAAUCUGACUGUAAUUUUCAUAUCUUCCCUCCGUGCAGACUUGACGAAUUAUCCAGCCCACAUUGAAUGUAUUUGGAAUAAACAUUUCUUAAGGAAUACGCCAUUCAUAUCAAUGCUUCAACAUGCAGCCCCCACCGAGAAAGGUCAAAGUAACUCAGGAGCUAAAGAAUACUCUCAUAGAGCAGAUGACCAGACUGCACCUCAAACAUCAGACUGAAUGUGACCUGCUGGAGGACAUGAGGGCAUACAGUCUGAAGAAGGGCCAGUUGGAGAGGGACUAUGUCCAGGCUCUGCAGAAGCUGGCCAGUCAGUACCUGAAGAGGGAUUGGCCAGGCAUCAAACCAGAGGACCAAGGCACAGAUUACAGGAAUGUGUAUGCUGUGUGGCGGUCCUAUCUGAAGGGGACAGUCCAGGUGACUCAGUCUCGCAUCAACGUGUGUGACAACUACAAGAAUGAGAUCUCAGACCCUGCUAAAACUGUACGGCUAUACAAGGAACAGCAGCUCAACAAGAGUAUAGAACAGUUGAAUCGUAUCCAGGUGGAGCUGCAGGACUCUGUGAAGGACCUGGCCAAAGCCAAGAAGAAAUACUACGACUCAGAACAGGUGGCUCAGGCCGUUCGAGAGAAGGCUGACAUCGAGGCCAAGUCAAAGCUGGGUCUGUUUCAGUCCAGGAUUAGUUUACAGAAAGCCAACGUUAAGUUGAAAGCCAAGAGGAGUGACUGUAACUCUAAAGCAACCCAUGCCAGGAAUGACUACCUGUUAACCCUGGCAGCAGCCAACGCUCACCAUGACCGCUACUACCACACAGACCUGCUGCACUGUAUACAGGAGUUGGAUGGCGGGAUAUAUAACCAUGUGAAGGACUAUCUGAUCUCUAUCUGUCAGACAGAGCUGGAGGCCUUUCAGGUCAUACACAACACCUUCCAGUUCCUACUGGACAAAUCCUCCCGGGUGAUGCAGGAGUUUAACCAGCAGCUCUUCAUGCAGGAGAACCCUGUGUUUCAUAAAGCACAAGACUUCCAGUUCCAACCCAGCGACUGUGACACGAGUCGAAAGUUGGAGACAGACACGGGGAGCCCGACAGAGGAGCACAGUCUGAACAAGGAGGCCAGGAAAUGGGCAACCAGAAUGGCCCGAGAACACAAGAACAUUGUCCACUACAAGAGAAGCCUGGAGGAAUGUGAGACACUGGGAGUCCCUCAAACAGAGCAGGGCCGGCUUGAUCUGGAGCUGAAGAUAGAGGAUACCAAAGAGAACAUCCGCAAGGCUGAGAUAGUAAAGCUGAAGGCAGAGGCUCGUCUGGACCUGCUGAGACAGGUGGGCGUUGCCGUGGAUACCUGGCUGAAGAGCGCCAUGAACCAGGUGAUGGAGGAGCUGGAGAAUGAGCGCUGGGCUACGCUGAACUACACUACCCACGAUCCCUCACUCUCGGGCCCGGUUGAUCUGGAGCGGUCGGAGGGUGAGGAGUGUGAGGAGAACAUGGAGGUGUUUGAUGACAGCAGCUCCAGCCCCUCUGGGACUCUCAGGAACUACCCACUCACCUGCAAAGUCCUCUACUCAUACAAGGCAUCUCAGCCAGAUGAGUUGAGUAUAGAGGAGCAUGAGAUGUUGGAGGUGAUAGAGGAUGGAGACAUGGAGGACUGGGUGAAGGCGAGAAGUAAGACAGGGCUGAUUGGCUAUGUCCCAGAGAAGUAUCUUCAGUUCCCCACCUCUAGCAGCCUACUGAGCAUGCUCCAGUCUCUCGCUGCGUUGGACGCUCGCUCACACACCUCCUCCAACUCCACCGAGCCAGAGAUACACACUGGCAGCAUCAACGGAGACGCCAGCUUGAGUUUUGUGAGGGCUCUGUAUGACUACGAUGGUCAGGCGGAUGAGGAGCUGUCCUUCCCAGAGGGGGCUGUCAUCCGUCUGCUUAACAGAGACACCCAAACAGACGAUGGCUUCUGGGAGGGAGAGUUCAACGGACGAGUGGGAGUCUUCCCUUCUGUACUGGUGGAGGACCUGACUGAGAGCAGAGAGAACAGAGUAGACAAACUGAUCUCUCCAUCUUCGAGGCUGCCCUCCUCGUUGCCCCCCCUCCCUCUGUAUGAUCAGCCCCCCUGCAGCCCCUACGCCACACCAGACACCCCCACCCCUCCGCCCCUCCCUCGAUCUCCCUCUGUCAAUGGGGAACACAAGCCACCUCCCACAAUGUACAAGGGACCCACUCAAAAUCAUAGUCCAGUGUCUCCAGAGUUCCCCCAGCCCUCCCGGUUCACCCCCGACGGCGGCAUCAGCACACUACGACCUGUCCGUGCAGCACCUCCGCCCCCCAAGCAGAAACCUCGCAAACAGACAGAGAAGACUGAGGAGGUGGAAAUCACACUGGUGUGACAGACAGACAGAGAAGACAGGAGGUGGAGAUCACACUGGUGUGACAGACAGACAGAGAAGACUGAGGAGGUGGAGAUCACACUGGUGUGACAGACAGACAGAGAAGACUGAGGAGGUGGAGAUCACACUGGUGUGACAGACAGGCAGACAGAGAAGACUGAGGAGGUGGAGAUCACACUGGUGUGACAGACAGACAGAGAAGACAGGAGGUGGAGAUCACACUGGUGUGACAGACAGAUGGAGAAGACUGAGGAGGUGGAGAUCACACUGGUGUGACAGACAGACAGAGGAGACAGGAGGUGGAGAUCACACUGGUGUGACAGACAGACAGAGGGACAGCAGAGCACAGACUUGGAUGACUGAACUUUGAACUGGCUUCACCUCUAAGCUUUGAACCCUGGAAUCCCCCCUUCACUCCCCCCUACCUCCCUCCACUGGGAAGGAAGAUGGUUCUGUCUCCAAGCAACAAGCCCCUCACCCCUCCUCUCCCACUGUGUCAGACUGUCUGUCUGUUGCCUUAACUUUGCUCUCAUCAUUUUGAAUGAAAGGAAUUCAGUGGGAGGAGGAGGAACAGGAGAAAUGCUGAGGUGGAGAGUUGAAAUGAGUUAUCUGCUAUGUGAGCAGAGUUUCCCCUGUCCUUGCCAUAUACAGUCAUAUCAUACCUAUUUAAUGUGUAUUACUACAGUACAUUACUGUUGUCAUAGGAAUGUUCUGAAUUAUGCACAACGUUUCAUAUUAGCCUAACCCGCUGAAUGGAGUAUCUAUUUUAUAUGUAGUAGUUUAUCCAUAUGUCCAUAAGUUUAUCCAUAUGUCAACCUGGAAGAGCAUCGUACAUGCAGUUAGAGAGAGGGUGGAGAUGGAGAGAA
This is a messenger RNA of Oncorhynchus masou masou (cherry salmon), 3346 nucleotides long. RefSeq names its product F-BAR and double SH3 domains protein 2-like. Gene Ontology annotation, cellular component: neuromuscular junction; recycling endosome. Gene Ontology annotation, molecular function: protein binding. The transcript is spliced from 20 exons. The record is from RefSeq and is a predicted model, not a curated record. Gene Ontology annotation, biological process: neuromuscular synaptic transmission; regulation of actin filament polymerization. Bases 228 to 2480 code for a protein of 750 amino acids. Lineage: Eukaryota; Metazoa; Chordata; Actinopteri; Salmoniformes; Salmonidae.